Molecule: messenger RNA, 1376 nt
Organism: Drosophila simulans
Lineage: Eukaryota; Metazoa; Arthropoda; Insecta; Diptera; Drosophilidae
Product: basic salivary proline-rich protein 1
Exons: 1
Coding region: 68-1132 (354 amino acids)
Source: RefSeq, a predicted model, not a curated record
UUUGGGGCCCGUGGCCACAUAGCCACAGUCGCCGUGCAAGCUCCCAGAGAUCAAACCGGAGCUCGAGAUGAUGCAGCCAUGGGCCGUUGUGGUCCUACUUCUGCCCCUGAUCAACGGAGAUGUGAGUCACCUGCCCAAGGAAUAUAUACCGCCCAGUGCGGAACAGGAGCCAACCACACGGUCUGCCGCUGAUGGUCAGGAGGUGCAGAAGGAUCCAUCUGGGUUCUAUCCCUCGACUGGUCUGCCCCUACCGCCGGGGUAUGCCAUUCCCACGGGCAGCAACGUUCCGCCAUCGCCUGUCCAGCCGCCAAACUUCCCUCUGCCCAUCUAUCCACCAUUCUUCGGCUUCGGCGGAGGUUCUGUCGAGCAAGGAGGAGGACCUGGUAUUGGACCAGUGCCUUCGGCCUAUCCCAACGGAGGUGCAUUCCCGGGGGGUCCUCCCAACGGAGGUGCAUUCCCGGGGGGUCCUCCCAAUGGAGGUGCAUUCCCGGGGGGUCCUCCUAAUGGAGGUGCAUUCCCGGGGGGCCCUACGAAUGCGGCCUUCCAACUGCCACCUGGUGGUCCUUUCGGUCCGCAAGCUGGUAACUUCGCCCAGCCAGGUGGCUUCCCGCAGGCGGGUGGGUUUCCCCCACAAGGAGCUGGCUUCCAGCCACAAGGCAUCCCUGGCAAUGGAUUCCCACCGCAAGGAGCACCCUUCUCACCACAGCCAGGAGUGUUCCCACCACAGGGAGGUGCCUUCGGGCCACAGGGAAUACCGGGCAAUGGUUUCCCAGGAGGUAACUUCCCGCCACAGGGAGGCCCCUUCCCAGGAUCCGCAUAUCCACCGGAGUUCUUGACGAACCAGGGACUCCCCCUCACCAAUCCACAGGGUCCCUUCCAAGGACCCAGUCCAGCAGGAUUUAAUGUGCCCGCGGGAUUCGGCGGACCUGUGCCCGGCCAGAAUCCCUACCAGCAAUUUGGACCCGGUUUCGGAGGACCCGCUCCGCCGGGCUACUCCGAUGAGCCGGCGAAGGAGCAACCAAAGGACAGUGAGAGGACGGUAGUGGCACCACCAUUGGCCGACGAUCCCAAGAGUGCGGCGGAUACGGUGUACGCAUCCAAUGGCGGCUACGUCUACAAGAGGGCCAAGUGAUGCGAUGGGCUUCAAAGCUCCAAAUUGGGGAGUUCAUCAAACAUGUUCGCCAUAAAUUAUGAUCCAUAUUUUGUUUUGUAUGUUUUUGCCUGUGUUUUUAUUCAUUUCUUGUUGAUCUGCUGGCCAUAAAGCUGCGGACAGACAAAACGAUUGUCUCUAUGCUAAUCGAAAUCUUAGCCAAAACUGACUGAUAACCAUAAACGAGACAAUCUAUCGUCGUGAUUGAUACAUAUAUUAUGUACAU